Molecule: messenger RNA, 1158 nt
Organism: Eruca vesicaria subsp. sativa (arugula)
Lineage: Eukaryota; Viridiplantae; Streptophyta; Magnoliopsida; Brassicales; Brassicaceae
Source: the annotation of a GenBank genome assembly
AUGGCGUUUUUUGUGCUUUCCCGUGUUUCACGACGGUUGUUGAAACCAUCCGUCUCGGCAACUCCAUCUUCCUUCCCUGUAUUCCAAUCUCAACAACAUAUAUACUUGUCCAAACCUGUUACUACUCCACACUACAUCAACCCACGUAAUCAUAAAGGGACUGACUUGCAUCAGGAGAGUUACAGAUCAGCUGCUAGAAUUAUGUGGUCAUCGUCUUUGGUUUUAGAGAGGGGUCGUAAGGAAAAGAGUAGUGUUUAUGGUGUUAAGGAAGAAUCUUGGAUAGAUUUGUAUUUCCCAGAAAGAGCUAGAGGUUAUGCUAAGCUUGCCCGUUUGGAUAAACCUAUUGGUACUUGGUUGCUUGCUUGGCCUUGUAUGUGGUCAAUUGCGUUGGCUGCUGAUCCUGGAAGCCUUCCAAGUUUUAAAAUGAUGGGUUUAUUUGGUUGCGGAGCUAUACUUCUUAGAGGUGCUGGCUGCACUAUAAAUGAUUUGCUUGAUCAGGACAUUGAUACAAAGGUUGAUCGUACAAGAUUAAGACCUAUAGCCAGUGGUCUUUUGACACCAUUCCAAGGGCUUCAAUUUCUUGUGAUACAGUUGCUUCUAGGCUUAGGGAUUCUUCUCCAACUUAACAAUUACAGCCGUGUGUUAGGGGCUUCGUCUUUGCUCCUUGUCUUCUCAUACCCACUUAUGAAGAGGUUUACAUUUUGGCCUCAAGCAUUUUUAGGUUUGACAAUAAACUGGGGAGCAUUGUUAGGAUGGACUGCAGUUAAAGGAAGCGUAGAGCCAGCUGUUGUACUCCCUCUUUAUCUCUCAGGAAUCUGCUGGACUCUUGUUUAUGAUACUAUUUAUGCACAUCAGGAUAAAGAAGAUGAUAUGAAGGUUGGUGUGAAGUCGACGGCUCUUAGGUUUGGUGAGAAUACAAAACUUUGGCUAACUGGAUUUGGAACAGCAUCCAUGGGGUUGCUUGCACUUUCUGGACUGAGUGCAGAUCUUGGGUGGCAAUACUACGCAUCACUGGUGGCUGCAUUGGGACAGUUAGGAUGGCAAAUAGGGACAGCUGACUUAUCUUCUGGCGCUGACUGCAGUAAAAAGUUUGUGUCAAACAAAUGGUUUGGUGCUAUUAUAUUUAGCGGAGUUGUACUUGGAAGAACUUUUCAGUAG